GUGGUGCUGAGCGAAAUGGAGAUCCAAAGCCGUACCUGUUGGCAGAGUCCCACCGCCCCGAGCGAAGCGUGGUCGGUCGCUGGCCUGACCCGAGCACGGAGCAGCCCCGGGAGGAGCCCGCAGCCAGCUCUCUAAGACAAAUUAAGUUUAACCCCACGGUGCGACACAUUGUGAUUAACGAGCACAAGGACAUCAUGUUUAAUUGCUCCAUCAAAGUACCUCAGCUGCUGGUCAGGCUGGAGACCCCGAGCAUUUCCUUGUGGAAGGACGGGAAGGAGCUGCACAUGCUGGACCGCAUCACCCCCAGCCAGUUCGAGGUCUCCGACGAGGAGGAGGUGGCAAUCACCUCCACCUUCAGCAUCCAUGCCGCCCAGCGCUCGGAUAACGGCUCCUACGUCUGCAAACUCAACGUCUCUGGCACGGAAGUGGUGUCGGAUCCCAUCUUGGUGCAGCUGGAAGGACUCCCGCACUUCAUCCGUCAGCCCGAGAAGCUGAAUGUCACCAAGAACAGUCCCUUCAACCUCACGUGCCAAGCCGUGGGCCCGCCGGAGCCUGUGGAGAUCUACUGGUUUCGCAACAACGUCCGAGUCAACGAGAAGCCCCACAUCUCCCCGUCGGUCCUGACCGUGCCAG
This is a messenger RNA of Balearica regulorum gibbericeps (East African grey crowned-crane), 633 nucleotides long. NCBI's taxonomy places the organism in Eukaryota, Metazoa, Chordata, Aves, Gruiformes, Gruidae. The record is from RefSeq and is a predicted model, not a curated record.